GAAUUGUAUACGGCUUAAGUUGCUUAGCAGACCUGCGCAGGCUUGUCGUGACACCGUGUCACGCUUGGCGUUCCAGUUAAACUCACACCACGGUCCGGUUUGCUUGAAAACAUCGACUAUUUUCAAGUCAAAACAAAAAAAAAACCUAGAAAAUAAUUGUUAUUUUUAUUUUCGAAAUUCUUCUCAUUGAAAAAAUUGAUCUUUUCUUCAAAAUCCAGAAUUCCAUAGGUGUGUUAUCCAAGUGCUUCUUCGUUAUUAACGAUUGAAAACCACUGCUUAAAUGGAAUAGUAUUGUGUGUAUGAGUGUGUGCCAAAAGUACACGUGGUUUUGGAGUAACAUUCCUUGAGGCAUUGUUUGUUUUUUUAAAUUUAAAUCCAGAAGUUUUGACAAAUCUUCACUUUCAAUAACAAAAACAAAUACAAACACGUUUACGAAAGGAUAAGCUAGUGGAUAAAUUACAAAACUGGAAGAUAACCCGAGGAAACCCAAAAAAGUCAGAAUGGCAGAAGACGGAGUGCAAAGUUCAGAAUCAGAUUUUUUAGGAACUUAUCCAAUUUUGGCUAAAGUGGCGCAAGUGGUUUUCGCCAUUUUCUCAGUGGGAUUAAUAGUCGAUCCAUUCAAUUCAUUCCAUAAAAUUUCAUAUGGCCACAGAUCGGCAAAAUUGGACGACAUAGCAUUCAUUUACAUCACACUUGGAUCAUUCUUAAUAAUUAAUACAAUUUUCCUCAUUUUCCACGCUAUUUUGGGAGAGCGAAUUCCAAAAAGAUUGGCAAUGAUGUUCACAACAGUGGGAUGUCUUUUUCACAUUAUUGCCGCGAGUCUAAUUGUUCACAAUUGGCGAAAAAUGCAAGGAGCAUUGAUUUCAACAUACAACAAUGAAACGUACGGCAGUAAACAAUAUUUAGACAUGUUAAUAUCCGGAGGAGUUUUUGCUUUCGUCACAUUUGCCGCUUUUGUUGCUGAAGCUUUUGUCACCAUUCGAUACUAGUAAAAAAUUGAAGAAAAAAAACAAAUUAAGACUGUAGAGUAUUUUGCUCUCUCCUGUUUUAUUCUAAAGAAACGAAUUUUAAAUCUGGAUGCAGUUAAUAAUCCAAACUGACAAAAUAAUAAAUCUAAAUAAGAAUGACUUAAAUAAUAAAUUUAAAGAAUGAGUUAUUUAAAUAAUACAUUUGAAUAAUAAUUAAAAAAUAAAAUAACUUCCAACUUUUAUAAGCGGAAAAAUGAAAGCACAGUUAAAACCAAAUUUACUAUUUAAUGAUAAUUUUAAAAAAAAUUUCAAUUUUUUUAAGAAACGAAAUUUUAUAGAAAUAUAGAAAAGAUAUUGAAUUUUUAACGAAUAGAAUUUAAAAAUAUGCAUUUUUACACUGCAUCCAAAUUGUCAAAUCAGAAUCUUAAUGCCUUACUAGUUAGGAAAAUAUUUUCGCUGAAACGUUAAGUCUCAGGCGAAUGUGUUUGCUUUUUUUAUAAUUAACGUUUAAAACGCAUGAAGGAUACCACGAGUAUAUCGCCUUUGAAGUACAAAAGACAAUUAUUAUUGCAAUUGUACAUAAAAAAAAAUGUCAAUCGUAGAUCGUGAAAUUUAGAAAAUAUAACAAAAGAUUAUAAAUUAUCGACGGAUAAUUAUCCGACUAAUAUAUUAUUGAUACAAUAUUUUACAAAAUGUUAUAAUUUUCAAAAUAAUUAUAAAUACAAAUAAAAAUUAAAAAUAUUUUCUAUAUAAUUAUAAAUUCGUAAAUUUCACGAUUAUUGCAGUACAUAACACCAAAUUUUUUUUUCUUUACAAAAAAGGAAGCGAAAAUUCAGGUGUCGAUUAUUUUUCAACGUACAAUGCUGUAAUCCAAAGUUUAUAAGCUUGUAGAUUUCAUGUAAUUUCACUUCGUAUAUUAAUUAAGUAUCAGGCACUCCGUCCUAUUUUUAUAUUUAAAUAUUAAAUAUAUAUUAUAUGUAAUUUUGUUUUUUGUAAGAUUUUUAUCUUUUUAUGCAAGAUAAAUAAUAUCUUUACUUGAGAAUCGCAAUCCGUCCAAUUGAGAUUAGAAUAUGACAGUUUACUGUCUUUAGAUAUAGAUAUACUUGUAUUAUUACCAAGAGUAAUUGUGCAUAAUUACUGUUACUUUUUCUGUAAGUACUAAAUUUGUAUUUUAAAUUUAUAUUUCGAUUAAAUGUACUUUAGAUUUUUAUUUUAAA
Messenger RNA from Leptopilina heterotoma, 2185 nucleotides. RefSeq lists its product as uncharacterized. The coding region runs from base 501 to 989 and encodes 162 amino acids. Lineage: Eukaryota; Metazoa; Arthropoda; Insecta; Hymenoptera; Figitidae. The transcript is spliced from 5 exons. The record is from RefSeq and is a predicted model, not a curated record. Gene Ontology annotation, biological process: septate junction assembly.